Molecule: messenger RNA, 3485 nt
Organism: Dreissena polymorpha
Lineage: Eukaryota; Metazoa; Mollusca; Bivalvia; Myida; Dreissenidae
Product: rho GTPase-activating protein gacZ-like
Exons: 11
Coding region: 70-2436 (788 amino acids)
Biological process (GO): regulation of DNA-templated transcription; telomere maintenance via telomere lengthening
Cellular component (GO): shelterin complex
Molecular function (GO): telomeric repeat DNA binding
Source: RefSeq, a predicted model, not a curated record
CGAACUGGUAGUGGCAUGAAACGUCCAUAAACCACCCACGUGAUGUAAACAAAGCCACGUUAUAUAAAAAUGUCCGAAAACAAGAGUAAGCUGAGGGUCUGCCCACUCUGCCUACAGGAAGAUGGGAUCCUGAUAGCAUACAUCCGGUUGAAUGACCACCUGCGGGCCAAACACGGUCUCUCGGGCCCCAAUGUGAGGCAGACAAGCGCGGCCGCGAAGUCGGAUUUCUGCAGUGGGAAGAGCGCCAGGAGCGGCCGCUCGUACUGGCAGUGCAAGUGCGGCGCGACCGUCAUCCGUCGGGGCCCACAUCUGCUCUCGGCUAGCCACGAGUUGACUAAGGGCUCCGAUGAAUACACCGUCGCCUAUAAGGCCUUUGAAAAGAAAGGAGGAGGAAAAGUUACAUCAAAGGUGACACAAAAUUGUAUAAAAUUGGCAGAGAAGGGAAGUCUGGUGUCCUCAGAUGGCUACUACUCUACGGAGUUUGUAGAAGAUAGUGUGGCUAAUGGAAAACUGAUGGACUUGGAGAGUUACAAAAUACCUUCAGGAACACGAGUUCGGCAUACUUCAGAUGAAUCUGAGAGAUCUCACCUGAGCUUUGGCAGCAAUGAUAGCUUGUCCCCAGCAGAUUAUGUGAAGCCACUACAGAACAAGGACUUAAAAGGGAGGAACAAGUACACAAUGCAAGAGGAUGUUGCUAUGAUGAAGUAUCUCAUCGAUACCUGCACCUAUACACAGGCUGGGGGGAAUCGUGUAUGGAAAGAUAUGGAGAUGAUGAAGAUCACCAGCCAUACUGCCCAGUCUAUGAGUGCCAGGUUCCGCAAGACGAUAGUUCCCAACAUAGAGAAGUACAGGGACCACAUUGAGAAACACUGGAUACCACGUCUCACUGGUUCACUGCAACAGGCUGCAUCUUCUUCAGAGUUUUCCCCUGGCGUCCUCUUUCAAAAGCGACCCCUGAAGAAGUGCCAGCCUGACAGCACAACUAUGUCCAGCAAAGAAUACACAAGCACCAGUGGCAGCAAGCACCAAACAAAAAGUCUGCAACAAACAAACAUCUUAAAAAUGUUUGAAGGAGAUGAUGAAACAUCAGUGACCAACACAGCACAGCGAAAACGUGAAUUAGUACCUUUGGAGAUUGUUUCAAAUUCCAAGAGACAAAGAUUACAAGGGACAUCUGGUAAAGAGAAAAUUGCAGAAAACAAAAAAGAUAGUGUUAGUGUUCAAAGACAGAAAGGGGAAGAAAAAUACAGUGAAUCAGAAAGUUCCUCAAAAGUGGGUUUUAAAAAGGGAAAAGAUAAGUCAUUGAAAACUUCUGAACAUAAUCAUAAUAACAAUAAUAAUCAAACUGCAGUUGUAAAUGACAAUGGACAGAUAUGUGAAUUAUAUGAUGGAAGACUUACAAAACAAUUUGAUGAUGAUCUUUCAAAUGCUUCUGCAAUUUUGGAUGAUCAGAAUGUUAGCAUACAAUCCAAAGAUGAAGACAAUGGUGAGUUUUCAGAAGAUUUACUUUCAUUAGCAACUACUAAUACAACUCAAAAGAAGGUUAAUGGUGGUUCUACAUGUAAAUCCUCAAAACAAUGUGCAUCUGUUGAUUCAUAUGUCACUGCAAACAGUAAACCCUGCAAAGAAAGCGCCAAUAAACCUAAAACUCAAAAUGCAGCAAACAGUGAACUAAAUGAUAUGUAUACUGACAGUUUAGAUCUGGACAUAGCAAGCUCACCAGAAGAGGUGUAUCUGAGUGCUGAGGAAGAGACACUAGAACCUGACAGUCAGGCUGUGAAAAAUAAUGUGGAAAUUGUGCCUGAUAAUAAUCAUGACAAUGAUAAUGAUGACGACGACAACAAUAACGAUGAUGAAAAUGAUAAUGAUGACAGUUUUGAUAAAAUGCUGGUGCAUGAUGAUGAAGACAGUUUUGAUCAAAUGCUUGCACAGUGUGGUGAAGAUGUGGAAAAGGAAAGCUCUUGCUCUAGUUUGGGUAAGAAAAGUACUGGUAAACACAUUAAUAAACAGGUCGACCUACAUGUAGAUACAGAAAAACAAAAGAGAAAUUCUGAGAAGAAAAGCAGCAGCAAUAAGCCAUCACCAAACAGAUCUUCCAACAAACCUGGCUCUUCAAAAAGUGCUUCUGGAGAGGUUAAAGGUAAAACGUCACAGACACACAGAAAAGAAGUGGAUUUAUGUAAAGAAUUUUGCAAGACAAUUGGAGCUCAACUUGGCCAGCAUGCAGCAUUUGUGAAUCAUGUGCUGUACCAAUGUAGUGGAGACACAGUGAGAACAGAGGCCUAUCUCAAAUAUGGACCCAAAUCAAAAGAACUGCCCCCAUGGACGUCAGAGGAGGAUGAAGUGCUUCUGAGAAAAAAAAACAGUCGAAAGCUGCAGGACAAGUUUGAUGAAAAUGAAGUGGAGGACAGACACAAGUUUCUCAUUGAAAAAUAAUUGUUUUUGUGUAUAAAUAUACUUGACAAUUAAUUUUACUUAAAAUUCCCACAUUUUACCGUAUUAUACAUUUAUUUCGUUUUAAUUAAACAUUUCAGAAUGAAAUAUUAAAUUCACAACACAUAAAUUGUACACUAGGAUAUGUGUUGUGAUUUUAACCUUUCAUUCUGAAAUGUUAAAUUAAAUCGAAAAAAAUCAAUAUUAAUGAUGACAGCUGCAUAGGUACCCCUUAUAUCUUGUGUUCACCUUUGAACUAAAUCGAUCUUUAAAAUAUGAUAUGUUUUUCAUAAUUAUACCCCACAAACGAAGUUUAUGGGAUUAUAUAGGAGUGAACUUGUCUGUUGGUCGAUCUGUCUGUCGGUCGGUCCGUAUUAAGCGUCCGCUCUCUAAUUCAAGUUGUUUUUAUCCAAUCUUCACCAAACUUGGUCAGAUGUUGCAUAUAGAUGAUGUCUAAGUCAAGUUCGAAUAUGGGUCAUGCCAGGUCAAAAACUAGGUCACAGGGUCACUUAGUGCGUUUUAAACAUUGAUCAUGGUGUCCGCUCUCUAAUUCAAGUAGUUUUCAUCAGAGCUUCACCAAACUUGGUAAGAAGUUGUAUUUAGAUGAUGUCUAGGCCAAGUUCGAACAUGGGUCAUGCCAGGUCAAAAACUAGGUCAUGGGGUGUGUUUUAAACAGUGAGCAUGGUGUCUGCUCUCUAAUUCAAUUAGUUUUCAUCCAAUCUUGGGCAGAAGUUGUAUCUACAUGAUGUGUAGGUCACGUUAGAACAUUGGCCAUGCCGGGUCAAAAACUAGGUCACAUGGUCACUUAGUGCGUUUUAAACAUUGAGCAUGGUGUCUGCUGUUUUUUGUGAAGACAACAUGCAAAAUAUUCUUUGUCAAUGUUGAAGUCGGGGUAUUCGUCACGUCUGUGACAAAGCUCUAGUUAUGUUGAUCUUUAAUGAAAUUGGCCUUUAUUUCACAAGAAAAUGAAAAAAAAAGAUUCACCUUUUGUUGUAAUUGUCAAGAUGUAUAAUGUUCAUUAUUUUUUUUAAAUACUUAAUUGAAAUCUUAAA